Lachancea fermentati is the source of this 417-nucleotide messenger RNA. The record is from the annotation of a GenBank genome assembly. Lineage: Eukaryota; Fungi; Ascomycota; Saccharomycetes; Saccharomycetales; Saccharomycetaceae.
AUGUCCACCGAUUCUAUUGUUAAAGCUUCCCAGUGGAGAUUGGUUGAAGUCGGCCGUGUCGUUUUGAUCAAGAAGGGUCCAUCCGCCGGCAAGUUGGCUACCGUUGUCGAAAUCAUUGAUCAAAAAAGAGCUUUGAUUGAUGGUCCAGCUACUGGUGUCCCACGUCAAAGCAUCACUUUGGGUCACGUUGUUCUAACUCCAUUGACCUUUGCUUUGCCAAGAGGUGCUAGAACUGGUGUCGUUGCUAAGAAGUGGGCUUCCGCAGGUGUCACCGAGAAGUGGGCUGCGUCUUCUUGGGCCAAGAAGAUUGCUCAACGUGAAAGACGUUCUGCUCUAUCCGACUUUGAAAGAUUCCAAGUUAUGGUUUUGAAGAAGCAAAGAAGAUACGCUGUUAAGAAGGUCAUUGCUAAGGCUUAA